AGCCUUAAGUUGCGCGCGCCCGCCUUCGCGGACCCCACCGCCAGCCUCGCGGGCCACCCCUUCACAUCGGAGUUUGUCGGCGCUAGCAGCACUCGCCCUCCGCCAGCCCACAGACAGAGCCGCCCGCACUCUUGUGUUCUCUCUUCGGCUCGGUCACAUAGUAUGAACUUUAGGUGUUUCGUCUCCCAACCGUUUUCUAUGGAAAACCCAGGGGGUCGGGUGAUGAUAGCCACUGGUGGCUUUGAAGAACGGGACGCCUUUAGAGAAGCUUGAUCUUGGAGGCCUCAGCGUGAGACCUUACGGAGCCGGAUCCGGCAGAGUUCCUCUGUCUCGUCUUGUUGUGGAUUGAAGGUGCCCAUUCUCCAGUUUUUCUCCACCUCCUGGGAGGCAGCAGGAAAGCAACACCAUGGUUGGGUUCAAGGCCACAGAUGUCCCCCCUACUGCCACUGUGAAGUUCCUGGGGGCCGGCACAGCUGCGUGCAUCGCGGAUCUCAUCACCUUUCCCCUGGAUACUGCUAAAGUCCGGCUGCAGAUCCAAGGAGAAAGUCAGGGGUCAGUGCGUGCUGCAGCCAGCGCCCAGUACCGCGGCGUGCUGGGCACCAUCCUGACCAUGGUGCGCACCGAGGGCCCGCGCAGCCUCUACAACGGGCUGGUGGCCGGCCUGCAGCGCCAGAUGAGCUUCGCCUCCGUCCGCAUCGGCCUCUACGACUCCGUCAAACAGUUCUACACCAAGGGCUCUGAGCAUGCCGGCCUCGGGAGCCGCCUCCUGGCAGGCAGCACCACAGGUGCCCUGGCUGUGGCUGUGGCCCAGCCCACGGACGUGGUAAAGGUCCGGUUCCAAGCUCAGGCGCGGGCUGGAGGUGGCCGAGGAUACCAAAGCACUGUGGAUGCGUACAGGACCAUCGCCCGAGAGGAGGGGCUCCGCGGGCUCUGGAAAGGCACGUCUCCCAACGUGGCUCGGAAUGCCAUUGUCAACUGUGCCGAGCUGGUCACCUAUGACCUCAUCAAGGAAGCCCUCCUGAAGGCCAACAUCAUGACGGAUGACCUCCCUUGCCACUUCACGUCCGCCUUUGGAGCGGGCUUUUGCACCACCGUCAUCGCCUCCCCCGUCGACGUGGUCAAGACGAGAUACAUGAACUCUGCCCUGGGCCAGUACAGCAGCGCUGGCCACUGUGCCCUCACCAUGCUCCAGAAGGAGGGGCCCCGAGCCUUCUACAAAGGGUUCAUGCCCUCCUUUCUCCGCUUGGGCUCCUGGAACGUGGUGAUGUUUGUCACCUAUGAGCAGCUGAAACGGGCCCUCACGGCUGCCUGUGCGUCCCGGGAAGCCCCCUUCUGAGCCGUCCUGCUGCCGACCUCGACACCUCUGGCUCUGCCUUCAGCCGCAGCGGGGCCCUGCUUCUUUUUCUUCCGUCCCCCCGCCCUUCCCUCUUUCCCUGCCUCUUCCCAACAUCUUCCUCUCCCUCCCCCAUUCCAAUCCCCCCACCCAUCUCCCCAGCUACCUCUCCGGGCUGGUAGUGCUGACCCCAAUUGACAUGGGAGAGGCCUACCACCAGCCGGGAUCCCAAGCCCUCAGUCCCUGGAAAAGUUCAAUCCGAAUCUUUGCCUGGUCCCUAGCCUAGCCCAGCCCGACUGUCGCCCAUAAAGCAAGCUCAACCUUG
This is a messenger RNA of Lepus europaeus (European hare), 1658 nucleotides long. It is a transcript of the gene UCP2, whose product is annotated as uncoupling protein 2. The coding region runs from base 407 to 1336 and encodes 309 amino acids. Gene Ontology annotation, cellular component: mitochondrial membrane. Gene Ontology annotation, biological process: mitochondrial transport; adaptive thermogenesis; response to cold. Gene Ontology annotation, molecular function: oxidative phosphorylation uncoupler activity. The transcript has 8 exons. The record is from RefSeq and is a predicted model, not a curated record. NCBI's taxonomy places the organism in Eukaryota, Metazoa, Chordata, Mammalia, Lagomorpha, Leporidae.